Molecule: messenger RNA, 852 nt
Organism: Aspergillus puulaauensis
Lineage: Eukaryota; Fungi; Ascomycota; Eurotiomycetes; Eurotiales; Aspergillaceae
Product: phosducin family protein
Exons: 3
Coding region: 1-852 (283 amino acids)
Biological process (GO): regulation of G protein-coupled receptor signaling pathway
Source: RefSeq, a predicted model, not a curated record
AUGUCCUCCGCCCAAGACGAAUUCAACCAACUCUUCAGCAAUCGCGAGAAAUCAUCCGCUCAUCCUGAAGACCGCAACAAUCCCUCUGAUCGCGACUCCUCUUCCGACCUAGAAGACCUCGACAACGUCCACCUCUCCGACGACGACGAAGCCAUGGCAGCCAUGGCCUCUCGUUCCGGUUCCUACACUGUCCCCAACACCAAAUUCGACGCCAACACAGGGCCUAAGGGUGUCAUUGCUGAUGCCCAAGCCUUUGAGCGUGCCCGCAGAAGCAACUUCCGCAAGUCGUUCGUCUCUGGUACCUCGAUGGCCGACCGCUCACACCACUACUCCUCCUCCAAGUCCUCCACUGAUGCCACUCUCCUCCACAACUCCCCGCCGCCUGAUGGCUCAGCGAGCGAUCCCGACGAGGCAGACGAGGACAAGUUCAUGCGCCGGUGGCGUCAAUCACGUAUGCAGCAGCUGCAGAGCCAGAAGGCCCGGCGGCCCAGCCCCUGGCGGAAAUACUAUGGGACCGUGGACACAGUCGAUGCGGUGGGCUAUUUGGAUGCAAUUGAGAAGGUGCCGUCCGACCAAAUUGUGGUGGUUUGUCUGUAUGAUCCUGAGUCAAACACCAGUGCCCUGGUUGAAGACUGCCUGCACACAAUUGCCUCCCGCCAGCCAAAGGUCCGAUUCAUUAAGCUGCAUCACGAAAUUGCAGAAAUGGACAACAUCAAACCCCCUGCGCUACUGGCGUACCGAGACGGGGAUGUCUUCGCAACAAUUGUUGACAUCCUGCGGCAGAUCCCGAAGGGUCGAAGCUGCAGCGCAGAUAGUCUAGAGGAUGUUCUCAAAUCGUACCGAGUGGUAUAG